Molecule: messenger RNA, 3508 nt
Organism: Nothoprocta perdicaria
Lineage: Eukaryota; Metazoa; Chordata; Aves; Tinamiformes; Tinamidae
Gene: GABRG2
Product: gamma-aminobutyric acid type A receptor gamma2 subunit
Exons: 10
Coding region: 678-2102 (474 amino acids)
Biological process (GO): synaptic transmission, GABAergic; signal transduction; regulation of postsynaptic membrane potential
Cellular component (GO): synapse; postsynapse; neuron projection
Molecular function (GO): GABA-A receptor activity; transmitter-gated monoatomic ion channel activity involved in regulation of postsynaptic membrane potential; inhibitory extracellular ligand-gated monoatomic ion channel activity
Source: RefSeq, a predicted model, not a curated record
GAAUAUGCUCAGCRGCGUAGGGCAAGCUUUUCCUUCCAACCUCCCUUUUUAUGCCUGCCAAUUCCUCCUCGCUCCCCAAACGAAAACCCAGGCUGCCUGCAUAUGUGUAAUCAAAGGUUAAAAAGCACCCCGGCUGACACCACGCAUGUGUUAAUCUGUGCUGCAGCAGAGUGCAUCAUUUCCACUUUGACCUCAGAGUUAAUCUGCAUUCAGGCAGAGGCUCCAUUGCUUUAUUCUUUCUUUUCUUUUUCCUSUCGUUUACUCCUUCUCCCGGUGCAUCGGAUUCUGUUGCAUGCGUGAGUGAUCCUGUAAACCUGUGCAUGUGUGUGCRUUGCUCCUUCCCUUCGCCGCUUUUAUUCCGUGAGCGUGUGGAUGUGUCUUUUUUUUUUUUUUUUUUUCCCUCCCCGUUAUAUUAUUCCUCUCCAUCUGGAUGCUGCUGCCUGCUGCCUGAGCUGACAUUUUUUGAUUAUAUCUGCAAAGGGCUUGUGCGGAUCUAAUUUCUGCCCCCCCUGCAUAUUAAUUCCCGCAGCUGGGCGCAAUGUAUCAUCCCACUGACGGGACCUGCUAGGGAGGGGGGGAGAACCACUACCAAAAAAAAAAAAAAAUUAAGAAGGGGACGGAUCCAUCUGCAACCAAGAGGAAAGGGGAAAAAAAAAGAGGGGGGGAGAAAAACAGAGAUGAUUCCUCUAAAUCCAACAAGCCUGGGGAGCCCUGCACUCUUGAAUCCUGCAUUUUCUCUCAAAAUGAUGGUGCGGGCGCUUGUGCUGCUCUCCCUCAUCCAGCGCUCCACUCAAAAGGGAGAUGAUGAUUAUGAAGAUUAUACCUCAAAUAAGACCUGGGUUUUGACUCCCAAAGUCCACGAGAGUGAUGUCACUCUUAUUUUAAAUGGCUUGCUGGAAGGAUAUGACAACAAGCUGAGACCUGACAUAGGAGUUAAACCUACAGUGAUUCACACUGACAUGUAUGUAAAUAGCAUUGGGCCGGUGAAUGCUAUCAAUAUGGAAUAUACAAUUGAUAUAUUUUUCGCCCAAACGUGGUAUGACAGACGUCUGAAGUUCAACAGCACUAUAAAAGUGCUCAGAUUAAACAGCAACAUGGUUGGGAAGAUCUGGAUACCAGACACAUUCUUCCGAAAUUCCAAGAAAGCUGAUGCCCAUUGGAUAACAACUCCUAAUAGGAUGCUCCGGAUCUGGAAUGACGGCAGAGUGUUGUACACGCUAAGGCUGACAAUCGAUGCUGAAUGUCAGCUGCAGCUACAUAACUUCCCCAUGGACGCUCAUUCCUGCCCACUGGAAUUUUCAAGCUAUGGUUACCCAAGAGAAGAGAUCAUUUACCAAUGGAAGCGCAGCUCGGUGGAGGUGGGAGACACCAGGUCCUGGAGGCUUUACCAGUUUUCCUUUACGGGAUUAAGAAAUACAACUGAGGUGGUGAAGACUACUUCAGGCGAUUACGUAGUCAUGUCUGUCUUCUUUAACCUGAGCAGGAGGAUGGGUUAUUUCACCAUUCAGACUUACAUUCCCUGCACACUUAUCGUUGUGCUGUCCUGGGUCUCUUUCUGGAUUAACAAGGAUGCCGUUCCAGCUAGAACAUCACUGGGUAUCACAACUGUCCUGACAAUGACCACCCUAAGUACAAUUGCUCGUAAAUCUCUCCCAAAGGUCUCCUAUGUGACAGCAAUGGAUCUUUUCGUGUCAGUUUGCUUUAUUUUUGUCUUCUCUGCACUGGUGGAGUAUGGAACUUUGCACUAUUUUGUCAGUAAUAGAAAGCCAAGCAAGGAUAAAGACAAAAAGAAGAAAAAUCCACUUCUUCGGAUGUUUUCCUUCAAGGCCCCCACAAUUGACAUCCGGCCUCGAUCAGCUACUAUUCAAAUGAACAAUGCUACACACCUCCAAGAAAGGGAUGAAGAAUACGGGUACGAGUGUCUCGAUGGCAAGGACUGUGCCAGUUUUUUCUGCUGCUUUGAGGAUUGCAGAACAGGCGCCUGGAGGCACGGCAGAAUACACAUCCGCAUCGCCAAAAUGGACUCUUACGCCCGCAUCUUCUUCCCAACUGCCUUCUGCUUGUUCAACCUGGUGUAUUGGGUAUCAUAUCUUUACCUUUAAAAGCAGAAUGAAAUCAGUGAUACGAGCCUUACUCACUGAAUUUCUUAGAGAGAUGGUUUCCUAAGUCCACUUGAAGUAUUUAUGAUGCGCUUUAUAGUGGUCUGAAUUCUUUAGUGCCAUAACCCAGUAAAUAUCAGUCACAUCAUUUGUCCAAAAAUUGCCAUGAGGUUAUUUGUGAAUUAAAUGUCCAUUCAACAUGUUGAAACAAUUUGAAAUAAAGGUCAUCGAAACAGGUUAUAUACAGCUAUACCUGUUGGAACAGAGACGAGCAGGGCAGACAGGGCAAGGGGAGCACRGUGACACGACCUAGAAGGUGGUACUGCCGUUGCAAACAAGAGCGACCAAGACUAGCAUUCCCAGGUCAAGUACUGUACAGUUUGCUAACAUUGGCUAUAAUUAUGCUAUAGCUUUAUUCUCUGUGGGCUUUUCUUUUUGGAAGAGUCAUCUCUCACUUGGAAUAGGUAUUAAGCUAGGAAAAUAACUUCUACUCCCACCCAGAUAAAAAUAGACCUCUCCCUUUGCCAUCCCUUUAAGAGCACAUGUACAAUGCUGUAAAUAUUUCAGUACCUUAGAGUACAUAAAGUCUAGUGCAUGCAUCUUUUGGGGGCCAAAAUAAAUGAAGCAAAGGUACCAUAAAGUAUUGUCUUUUAUUUUGUGUCUCUGGAUGUGCUAUUGUAACCGAAAUGUGGAUAAAAAUCAUAUUUUUUUCCCUUGAAAAAAUAUCCCCUUCCCUCAUGCAUGAAAGAUCUAAACAGACAGCACUUUCAUGUAAGACAUUAGAGAAGCCUUAAGGAUUCAAAUAAAUAACAUGUAGACAACCCUGUAUGGCCAAUAUAAUAGUUUAUAAAGUAUACUAUAUGUGUCCACUGCUGUUGUAGCCUUCAUUUUCCAUUGAUAAUGUUGCUAUAUUUCAGAUGAAUUUCCAAUAAUUAUGCAUUGCAAGGUCAGCAACAAAAAUUAAUCCAUGUGCUUCUCCUGUUCUUUUCCCAUGAGCUUUGCUAUUUUUCCUCACAGUUCCUUCUGGACAUUACUUUUAUAUACAAACUUGAAGUUCAUUUUGAAGCACUAAACUUUUAUCACGUGUACAUGUACAAUUCAGUGCCCGUUCAUUUCCCUGAUCAGCAAUAGUUGUUUGUUGUCAGUGCUGCUUUUCACUCUGUGAGUACCUUUACUAAAACCAACCUUUAUCAUGGCUAGCACACAGUUUAUAUAUAACCUUGAAAACUAAAGGGAACAGAAGGCAUCUUGGCUACUAAACCAUAUGUAUGCAGUUUUUGUGUAUUUAAAACCUACAGCCCAUCUGGGUGAAUCUUGAAAUCCACUUAUCCACUGGUUUUAAGAACCUGUACAAUGCUCAAUUAUGCAACCUUAAGCACAUGUAAAUAUUACUGACUUUUUUAUUUUCA